Cyclocybe aegerita is the source of this 1911-nucleotide messenger RNA. The record is from the annotation of a GenBank genome assembly. Lineage: Eukaryota; Fungi; Basidiomycota; Agaricomycetes; Agaricales; Hemipholiotaceae.
AUGAGGUCUGCCGUUGCUUCGAUACUCCUGUCCUCCGUAGUCUCACCAGUGCUCGCGGGCGUCAAAGAGUUGUGGUGGAACAUCACCUACGUCGAAAAUGCCAGCCCGGACGGCCUUUUUGAACGUCAGGUCAUAGGCGUCAAUAACACUUGGCCACCGCCGCCAGUCGAUGUCAACCAGAUCGACUCGCUGGUCGUCCAUGUAACCAACUCCUUGGAGCAGGCGACGACGCUCCACCACCAUGGCAUGUUCUUUAACAGGACCUCAUGGAUGGACGGCGCCCAAGGGGUCACCGAAUGUGGGAUUCCGCCUGGUGCCCAGUUCGAUGACGUCGUCCCGAUCAACACUUCGGACCAGUGGGGUACAUACUGGGUCCAUGCCCAUGCGUCUGGCCAAUAUGUCGAUGGCCUACGAGCCCCAUUCGUCAUUCAUCCUCUGACAGAAGUCCACUCCUAUGACGAAGCAUUUACCGUCGUUCUCGGAGACUGGUACCAUGACGCGCACAGCGUCCUCCUCAAGCAAUUCAUCAGCAUCGCCAAUCCCGGGGGUGCCGAGCCCGUGCCAGACUCUGCCCUCAUUUACUUCGCCCAAAAUGCCUCGUAUCUCGGUCCUAAAGCUGGGACAAGUCCUUCGCCAGUGACUUCUGCUGUAGGCUUCAACGAGAACGCCACCCUGCCUUUUGAGCCCGGGAAAACGUAUCGCUUACGCAUUGUCAACACGUCAGCCUUCGCAAUGUUCUUCUUCUGGAUCGACGGACACGAAAUGCGUAUCAUUGAAGUCGACGGGACAGACGUCCAAGAGUCGCCUAUUGACUUGAUCAGCAUUACCGUUGCCCAGCGCUACUCGGUCCUCGUCACUGCCCGCAACGACACCUCAGCCAACUGGGCCAUCCAUGCGAACAUGGAUAUCGACAUGUUCGAUGCCGUACCUCCCGCGCUGAACCCGAACGUCACUUCGUCAAUUACCUACAACGCCUCCGCGCCGCUAAUCGACCUCGGCCCCGUCGGCGUCGACGCCUACCACGAUGUGAACGACACUGCACUGGUGCCGACGAUCGUCGUGCCCCAGCCGGCUGUGACCAAGACCAUCGAGCUAGAGGUCAGCUUCGACACGAUGGACGAAGGGACCAACCACGCGAUGUUCAACAUGGUCACAUACAACUCCCCGCUCACCCCCGCCAUUUUCUCCGCGUUGUCGUUGGGGCCGAACGCAACGGUGGAGAGGGCGUAUGGCCCGUUGAGCUUUGUGAUUGAGUAUGGCGAUGUGGUGGAUUUGGUAGUCAAGAAUGGGGAUGCGGGGAAGCACCCCUUCCAUUUGCACGGACAUAAGGUCAUGAUCGUUGGACGGUCGGAGGACUACACCUCGGACGACCCGGUCCUCAACCCGCCUCUCGUCGAAGGACAGGCAAACCCCAUCCGGCGCGACACCGUCCAAAUCCCCUCAAUGCACUCUGCAACGCUGCGUGUCGUCGCCGACAACCCAGGUGUUUGGCUCUUCCACUGUCAUAUUGAAUGGCAUCUUGAAGUCGGUCUCGCGGUCCAGCUCGUCGAGGCACCGAUCGAGGCACAGCAGUACGCCGCGAACGUCCCGCCGAUCAUGUACGACCACUGCAAGGCGUUGGGGAAGCCAACCUCAGGGAACGCCGCUGGACGCGCGUCUACGACCGACCUGACGGGGCUUCCGCUCGGCCCGUACCCGCAGAAUCUGGGAUGGCAUUCGAAGGGUAUCGGCGCUAUGGCAGGAUGUGUACUGGCUGCUGUCCUGGGGAUGAUCUCUGUCUCGUGGUACUCUCUAGGAGGACAUAUAACGGAGGAGGAGAUCGAGAAGGGGGUCAGGGACAAACUGGAGGCGAAGGAGAAGAGGGGAAAGUUCUUCGGCCUAUUGAAGCCGAAGGCGGCCCCGGAGUCGUAG